Physcomitrium patens is the source of this 3379-nucleotide messenger RNA. RefSeq lists its product as uncharacterized. Gene Ontology annotation, molecular function: RNA endonuclease activity. Lineage: Eukaryota; Viridiplantae; Streptophyta; Bryopsida; Funariales; Funariaceae. The record is from RefSeq and is a predicted model, not a curated record.
GGUCACUCGACGGCGAUGACGACGACGAGGCAGUCUCGUUGCUCGAUCCUCGGAGACCUAUUCCUGCUGCUCGCAUGGCAGCUGAUCAAUUGCCUCUCCACCCCCCCCCGACCCAGUUCUCAGUUGCCCCCUCAACCGCUUCAAGGCACACUGCAGCGUUUCCGUGACGAAGGAGUUUGUCUGUGCCAAUUGGUGUGCUUGAGCAGGUGGUGGAAUUCAUUCUCGGGUAGUGUUUGCGGCUGCCCCGAUGGAGGGAUUUUUCAAUACGCUCAAAAGUUCGGGACUCGUGGAGGCGGUCAAAGACUUGGCGAUGGAUGCGCUACACUUGGACGACAACGACGAGAAGAAGAAAGAAGAGAAUGUUGAAUCAGCUUCGCGUCGCCAUCACUCCUCUUCAUCCCCCUGGAGGUCAUCUCCACAUAAGGCACAAGAGGCUGAAUCCGGUGAAAGGCAACCUGAGUGGCGGCGUCAACGUCCGGCACGCACUGAUGGUGACGAGUGGAAUCAAUCUGCAUGGGAGCGUCCACGUCCAGCUCACGAUGAUGAUGAGCAAGAAACUCAACCUGAAUGGCGGCGUCCACGUCCACAGCGUGAAGAGGGGAAUCCUUCAGGGGGCAGCUGGGCUCAGGUGGCAGGUAGUCAAGGUGGCCGUGGUCAAGGUCGUAAACCCCGGCCGCACUUACGUCCAGCUCAGGAGCAGUUAAAUGAAUAUGGGAAUGAGCCUAGUGAACAGCAUUAUGCAGAAGAGGUUUCUGUGAACAUCGAACCAACGGAGGAAGAACUGGCCGACAUCUCUGCUGCUUGCAACCGUCUGUGGGAGCUUGAUCUUAACAGGUUGACACCCGGCCAAGACUACGAGAUCGAUUGCGGAGGAGGCAAGAAGCUUUAUAACAAAGAGGACGUGUCCGAAGCUUCUCUAUUCAGCUUUUUGGACAAGAGUGUGUUCAAACGUCCCACAUACGCUCGUUUCUACCACCUGUUGGAUAACUACUGUGCCGAUGAGAGUAGGAGCGAAGCGCACUCAGCAGCAGAGGAACGAGAACAGGUGGCCUUUAUCGAAGAGAUCAGCCGCACUGGUCCUAUCAAAUACCUACUCCGGUACCUCACCGAAAAGAGAAUCGUUCCUGGAAGCAUGGAAAAGUUUAAGCAGACAUUGCGCAUUCUAUGGUUUAAGUUCUUCAAUCGCGGUGGCACACGAGAUUCGUCUUCUGGGUUUGAGCAUGUAUUUGUCGGAGAAAUCAAGCGCAAUGGAGAGGUGUCGGGCUUACACAACUGGAUCCAGUUUUACGUUGAGGAAGAAAAAGGAACUCUAGAUUACCAAGGCUACAUUCUACCACGGAGGCGAGGGGGAGACUUGCCAGACUCGCAAACACAGCUUCUCACAGUCCAAUUGGAGUGGAAUGGUGUUCGAAAGGAUCAAAGCAGCAUCCUAGUCGGCGUGAGCCCAGAAUUCGAGUUCGCUUUGUACACUUUGUGUUUCUACUGUGGCCAAGAAGACAACUACGUAGACCUGGGUCCUUACAGAGUGAACGUCAAGUGCUAUCGCAUGGGUGAAAACAGAAUUGGUUCUGUCUUUCCAAUUGCUCUUGAUUAAGUCUUUUGUUACAUACAUCUUCUACUGGACUUGGCUGUUUGUGCAGAAGCAAGUACUAGAUCAAUUUGUUUCUCAUCACUUUUUAGUUUUUUUUAGUUUUAGUUUUAGUUUAAGUUUAAUUAAUUAAUUAAUUUAUUUAUAUUUAUUUUUCUCAAAAGGUUACUUGCAGCAUGUUCUGAAGUUGUAGAACAUGGGGCAUGGAGCUCAACUCCUAUGCUCGGUUAUAAUUUACGUAUUUAUAUACGAGCUCUCUGUUCACUGCGGUUACGGAUAAAUUAGCUGCAUGAACUGAAUUUGUUAUAACUUCACUACUACGCUAGCGCUUUACUUGACAUCCUUCCACAGCUGACGUGGGAAAUUUUUCGAUGGACAUUUCAUCGGUGUUCGGUGCAGUAGGAAAGAGCACUACACGCAUUGAAAGGGCUAAUCAAGUCUGAUACAUCAAGUCUACAGGGGAUGAGCUUCUCGAAGUCGUCAUUUAUUGGAGAGUUGGUGGAGACUCUGUUUUCAAUCAGAAGAACCUUUUGACUCAGACUACUGCGUAUGUGUGAAAUCCAGUGCACGAACUGCAUCAAAUGUGGUGAAGCACGACAGUAUCUUCAGAUUGCGGAAGAGAGUUGUAACUGGCCAUAUAUGGAGGCCAUGGGGGAAUGCACCCGCCUAGGUCGUACCCAGAUGAAAGUGGUUCUGUCUUCAAGGCUCAUGAGAUCUUCUAAAUGCUAUUUUUUUGGCGCAUUGCUUACCAUAUUAGUAAGGGAUGUUGCCGGAUAAACUAGCAUUCAAGUGGAGUAGAGGCCAUGUUUUACUUAUAUCACCUUUAUCUGGUAGGUGCCUCAAGACCUGCAAGACCUGCAAAUUUACAGUUCUCGUUCUGUUGGAGGAUUACAAUUAGUCCUUGAAGGACUUAGGUUGCGGCUCUUUGAGGCCCUUAAUCUCGUAGAGCUUGUGAAGGCCCACUAUUGCUGACAGAGGUGUAAGAUGCCGCCACAGCUUCCUCUCGUCUGCCAUAGAUGUGGUAUGUUGUAGGCCUUCUCUGAGUCAACGACGAGUUUGGAUUUAGCAUGUUUGUCGAUUCGCUUAAGACGCAACACCAGAUCAGUCACGUCGAAGUUGCCCUUCACCCAACUUUCCAAUCACGCAGAAGCUCUGUAGUCAGCAUGUGCUUAACAAUCCAUGAAGGAAACUCAAUUGUCAAUUGCUGGAGGGUGGCUUUUGCAUGGGUGACAUGUGAAGAAAGUGGCCACAAAGAGAGCAGGAGUGUAAGUGUUCGCGUUUACAGGAAGCGGGGAGGAGUGAAAGAUCGUGACCAAUCUUUAGCUGAGGCAUAUGAGCUCGAUUGCUUGAGCUUGAGUUUUUGUGGUUGAGACAAUUUGCUGCUCUGCCUACUGAAUUCUGGGUGUGUGUCUCUUCGAAGUGUUGGUUUAAGUCCUGUAUUGAAGGAUGCUUCAAUGAGGCUUUCCAGGUCCAUGUUUUGCGGCACCGCGGAAGCAAACAUGUUCACUGUUUGUGGUGUUGGUUAGUGUGGUUGUGUGUUGAACUUGUGAGAAAUCUUGUGGUGCAAUUGGGUGCGCAGUAGUAGAAUACUCAGAAGUUUUAAGCACAGGAACGAGCCAGCGAACACAUGACAAUCAGCUUGCAUGUGUUUCUGCGACUGUAAUUUUGUUAGUUUUUCGUUAAUGUACGAUAGAUUACAUUUUGGCGCAGAAUUGCUUCUCAAAAGUACGUUGCUCUGUGGGUUCUGUGAAAAAGGAAAAUGAUUAGUGCUUCCAGGCUUGUUUUUAGCGA